Messenger RNA from Brachypodium distachyon (stiff brome), 1512 nucleotides. RefSeq names its product spermidine synthase 1. The transcript is spliced from 10 exons. NCBI's taxonomy places the organism in Eukaryota, Viridiplantae, Streptophyta, Magnoliopsida, Poales, Poaceae. The record is from RefSeq and is a predicted model, not a curated record. Gene Ontology annotation, molecular function: spermidine synthase activity. The coding region runs from base 16 to 1164 and encodes 382 amino acids. Gene Ontology annotation, cellular component: cytosol. Gene Ontology annotation, biological process: spermidine biosynthetic process.
AACAAUCGCACGGCGAUGCGUUCUCGUUAUUUAUACGACGCGAAGCCCAAAAACCCCGAGGCGAAGGAAAAAGCCCUAAUCUCCAGGCCGCGUCUGACAGCGUUCCUCCGCUUCCACCUAGCCGCCGCCAGCCAGCCAGCAACCAAGCUCGCCGUCUCCCCUACUCGUCGUCGUGCUCUAGGUUUCGGGAUGGAGGCUGAGGCGGCGGCGAAGAGGGCGCGGGAGGGUGAGGGCGCUGCGACGGCGGACGGAGCCGGCGAGCAGGCGGGGAUCUCCGCCGUCAUCCCCGGAUGGUUCUCAGAGAUUAGCCCCAUGUGGCCUGGUGAGGCACACUCGCUGAAGGUGGAAAAAGUGCUGUUCCAAGGGAAGUCGGACUACCAAAAUGUGUUGGUUUUUCAGUCCUCCACCUACGGGAAGGUACUAGUCCUGGAUGGUGUGAUUCAAGUAACUGAGAGGGAUGAGUGUGCUUACCAGGAGAUGAUUACUCACCUCCCCCUUUGCUCUAUCAAAGAUCCCAAGAAGGUCUUAGUUAUUGGAGGUGGAGAUGGUGGUGUUCUGCGUGAGGUUUCACGAUAUUCCUCAGUGGAACAAAUUGACAUAUGUGAAAUUGAUAAGAUGGUGGUGGAUGUCUCCAAACAAUUUUUCCCUCAUCUGGCUCUUGGAUUUGAAGAUUCUCGUGUGUCCUUGCACAUUGGAGAUGGUGUUGCCUUUUUGAAAAAUGCCCCGGAGGGUACCUACGAUGCCGUGAUUGUUGAUUCCUCUGAUCCAAUAGGUCCUGCUCAAGAGCUUUUCGAGAAGCCUUUCUUCCAGUCUGUUUCCAGAGCUUUGCGCCCAGGUGGAGUUGUCUGUACUCAAGCGGAGAGCAUAUGGCUGCAUAUGCACAUCAUUGAAGAUAUUGUUACCAACUGUCGACAAGUUUUUAAAGGCUCAGUUAACUAUGCUUGGACAACAGUACCGACAUACCCUAGUGGAGUGAUCGGUUUCAUGCUUUGCUCCACGGAGGGACCACCUGUUGAUUUCCAGCAUCCAGUUUUCAACAUUGAGGAGGAUGAUUAUUCUACAAAAUCGAAAGGACCGCUCAAGUUCUACAACUCUGAGAUCCAUUCAGCAUCAUUUUGUUUGCCAUCUUUCGCGAAAAGGGUCAUUGAGUCCAAGUCUAACUGAAGAGGGUCGCUGGUCAAAAGGCCCCGACCAGACGUGAAGAGGGUCCUUGAAUCCAAGGUUCGAGUCCCCUUAGACAAGACAAAAAGUUGGUUGUAGCAUAAACAAGGGAUGGCCUCCCUAUUUUAGCUUUAAAUAAGCAUCACAGAUACGCAGUUACCGAAAUUAUCUAUCCUCAGUUUUACUUCUCUGGUUGUAUUUCCUCUGUAUUUGGUAUCUGCUUUUCCCGCACUUCUCUGAUCAUUUCGAACGUGUUUUGCAUGAUCUGGAAGCGAUCGCCUGGUGCUCUUCCUAAGGUGGAACGACAUGUGAUCGUUUAAGUUGCGUUUCCAUUGCGGUGGAUUCUCGUAA